AUGACUUCAUCUACAAAUGAUAUUCUUGGUCAAAAAUUGUUUGACGGUAAAACGAAAACAAUUUAUUCUAUGAUCGAUCAACCUGGUCUUAUUUGCAUCUAUCGAAAAGAUUUCUAUCAAGCAUCAGGCAGAACACUAAGUAUUCCGGGCAGUCGCCGUACAAGUAUUGAUAGUUCAAAUCGUUUUAAUCAAAUACAACAACAACAGAACAUUACUUGUAAUAAUUCGAAUUCAUAUAUUGAAAUUCCUGGUAAAGGUGCGCUGACUACAUCGAUAACAACAUGUGUUUAUGAAAUUUUACGUGAAGCAUCGAUUCCAACAUUUUAUGUUGCAACACAUCGACAACCAGAUAUAUUUAUUGCAAGAAAAUGCACAAUGAUACCAAUACUAUGGAUUGUUCGUCGAUUAGCUAACGAAACAUAUGUUAAACGUAAUCCAGGGAUUAUGAAUGGACAUCGAUUUAUUCCACCUCUGAUUGAAAUUUACCAUAAACGUUCGACAAAUGGAAAUAACGACGAGAAUCUUGAUUCUUCGUUUGAAAGUUCAUUCGAUGAAGAAGAUUCAGAUUCCGAUGAAUGUCUCUCAUCAAUAUGGUCGUAUGAACAACUUCUUAAUACACAUUUCGAUAUUGAAAAUUUAAAAAUUACACAAACUGAAAUUGAAUAUAUGUACGAAAUAUGCUGUACUAUAUUUGAUAUACUUGAACAUUUAUGGAUGAUGAAAAAAAAUUGUCAAUUAAUUGAUUUAAAAAUUGAAUUCGGAAUAACAACAACUAUCACAAAAGAAAUUGUUGUUGCCAAUACAUUCGACAUUGAAACAUGGCAUAUUUUACGCCCGAUACAAAAAAAUGCUUCACUCGGAGAUGAUUUAAUACAAGAAAAUCUUAUUUGGAUGAAUAAUGCUUUAAGAGAUAUACUUAAUUUAAAUAUUAAUAUGCCUUUACCCGUAAAAAUAGUGCCAAGACGAAGAAGUUUUAUUCAUCAAAGACAACCAUCAACAUUAGACGAAGCUGAAACUGAUGAUGAUGAAAAAGUAAAAAUUAGUGUUACUCCUAACGAUGAUCAUAUUGAUAUACAUAGAGAUAUAUUAUCAUUGAAUAUCUAUUCAUCAUCGUUUUCACCAUUAAUAACAAGUCGUUGUAUUAUAGUUUGUUCGUCAUUGCAUGAUAUUGGACAAGGACAAAAAAUAAAAGCAACUCUUAAUGAAUCCUAUAAUAUUCAAUGUGAUAUUCGUCUUUGUUCAAUCUAUAAAUCUACUCAAGCAAUAUUAAAAUUUCUAUCAAAUUAUUCUUAUGAACAUUGCCGUUCAACUGUUUUCGUUACCCUUGGUAAUAUAAAUAACGGUUUAGCAAUGUGUUUAUCAUCGAAUUCUCAAUAUCCAGUUAUACAUUGUUCUUUAAUGAAUAUUGAACAGCAAAAUAAUUUAUUUGAUAUUAAUUCAUAUUUAUCACAGGAUGCAUCCAUGUUUACAGUUGUAUUUACAUUAACAAGUGCAGUACAAAAUGUGGUACAAAUUCUUGCUAUGAAUGAUUGGCGAUUGUGGGCAAAACAGCGUGGAAAACGUUUGAAAAAUUAUAUUGACUUAUUAGUUGCUGAUCAACAGUUAACAACAACAGCAGUAACAGCAACCAAACAGAUAACAAAGAAUAAUAAUGGAAUUUUAGCGAAUAAAUAA
Molecule: messenger RNA, 1674 nt
Organism: Rotaria socialis
Lineage: Eukaryota; Metazoa; Rotifera; Eurotatoria; Philodinida; Philodinidae
Source: the annotation of a GenBank genome assembly